UUCCUCUCGCGCUGCCCCCAGCCCCGCUUGCCCGCUCGGUUUGCCAGCCCUCUAGGGCGCCGCGGCCGUGGGGAGGAUGAGCCGCAUCUACCACGACAGCGCCCUCCGCAACAAGGCGGUGCGGAGCGCGCGGCUGCCGAGGGCCUGGGACCCUGCCGCUCACCAGCGGGGAGAUGGCGUCCUGCUGGAGGGAGAAUUACUCGAUGUAUCCCGGCACAGCAUCUCGGAUGCCCACGGCAGGAAGGAGCGCUACUACGUGCUGUAUAUCCGGCCGAGUCGCAUCCAUCGCCGAAAGUUUGACCCCAAGGGAAAUGAAAUUGAGCCCAACUUCAGCGCCACCAGGAAGGUGAACACAGGCUUCCUCAUGUCCUCUUACAAGGUGGAAGCCAAGGGUGACUCGGACAGACUGACGCCCGAGGCACUGAAGGGGCUGGUGAAUAAGCCGGAGCUGCUUGCGCUGACAGAGAGCCUCACCCCCGCUGAGACAGUGGCCUUCUGGAUGCCUGAGUCAGAGAUGGAAGCCAUGGAGCUCGAGCUCGGGGCUGGGGUACGGCUGAAAACUCGAGGCGACGGCCCCUUCCUGGAUUCAUUAGCCAAACUCGAGGCUGGAACAGUGACCAAGUGUAAUUUCGCUGGUGAUGGGAAGACGGGAACAUCCUGGACAGACAACAUCAUGGCCCAGAAGUCUUUGGAGGGGGCUGCAGGCGAGACUCGAGAGCAGGGGGAUGGUGCAGCGGAUGAGGAGUGGCCAGAAGAAAUUCAGCAGCAGAUUGUUCGAGAGACCUUUCAUCUAGUUCUCAAGCGGGAUGACAACAUCUGUAACUUCUUGGAGGGUGGAAGUUUGAUUGGUGGCUCUGACUACAAACUGAUUUAUCGGCAUUAUGCUACCCUCUACUUUGUAUUUUGUGUGGAUUCCUCAGAGAGUGAACUUGGGAUCUUGGACCUCAUCCAGGUUUUCGUGGAGACUCUGGACAAGUGUUUCGAGAAUGUUUGUGAAUUGGAUUUGAUCUUCCAUAUGGAUAAGGUACACUACAUCCUUCAGGAGGUGGUGAUGGGUGGGAUGGUCCUGGAAACAAACAUGAAUGAGAUUGUGGCUCAGAUUGAAGCCCAGAACAGGCUGGAGAAGUCCGAGGGUGGCCUUUCAGCUGCACCUGCCCGGGCAGUGUCCGCUGUGAAGAACAUCAACCUGCCAGAGAUGCCCCGGAAUAUCAACAUUGGCGAUCUCAACAUCAAGGUCCCCAACCUGUCCCAGUUUGUCUGAGGGUGGAGGACAGCUGAACUAAGUCCUUGGAGCCAGCAGAGCCGAGCCAGCCCUGCAGCACAACCCGCUCUACACCCUCAAGGAGUCCAGCCUUGGGCCCUGGCCCCCACUGUCCUGGAGCAGGAAAGAGCCCUGUGUCCACUGCCAGCCUUCUCACACGUGCGGCCUUGCCCAUCUCUCGGACACACGGCAACUGCGGAUGUGAGGGGCCCUGGCUACCUCAGUGGGGGUCAGGUGCCCAAGUCAUACGCCCCCUUUCCCUCCCGUGUGCAGCCACUCCCAGGGAUUGGGGACUGUAGUGAGAGCCCUCUCCCCACCUCGAUCCCAGAACCCCAUCCUGAGGAUGUGUGCUGACUCGAGGCUUCAACCUUGAGUUGAAGGCUCCCUGAGAUCCUGCAGCGUUGACUGUGAUGGCGAGGUGCCGUAGCUGGGAACAGAUUGACCCUCUAGAUCUGGAAACAUGGUGCAUGGGAAACAAGGACAGGAGUUUAAGGUGAUCCAAAGUGGCCUGCUGGCUCUCCUAGGGUUGGCACACCCAGAAUCCUUUGGCACAGCCCAGCCUUCUCACCCCCACCUACGUUCCCCACAGCCACAGUCCCAGCUCUGCUCGCCCAGCUGUGUGUGUGUAUAGGACACAGUCCACUUUGUAAGCCUGUUGCUUGCCUGCCUGCACAUUUCUGCCCAUAGGGAGGGUACUCCCACAGCCAGAGUGGUCCCCGUCAAAGGGGCGGCGCCCCAUGUCUGUAGAAGGCAAAGCUGGCAUGUGGAACAUCUCAGAAUUGUGACUGUGCUAGGUUUAAAAUACAUUCUCCUCCCGAGCAGUAGAUGGGUCAGUUGCUGUGUUCUGAAUGAUGGGUGUUCUCUGGGUGGAAAGCCACUGCAGUCUGCACCAGCUUGUGGAGCAUGAGAGCCUGAACCAGGGCCCCUGUUCUGGACCUGGGACACAGGCAGCGUGCUGGCUGAGACCUGUGGCAGCGCAGCAUCUUUUCCCCACAUUCAGAGGGUCCCUCCCUGAGCUCACUCUGGGCUUGCCCUGCGCCCUAAGGUGACAGUUCACUAGAGCUCGCUGUGGAAACCCAGAAAUAUUUCCCAUGUGGUGAGGGUCUUUGUGCCUGUGGUUGGUCAUCUUAGAGAUGGAGCUGCUCCUCGGAGCAGUGCCUCUUACCCCUGCACUGCCUCGGGGCCAGGCUCAGGUGCCUUGAUGAGCUGCCUUGAGGUUAGGGAGCUCUCUGUGCCACGCUACUAAGUCUCCCAGCCUGGGGACUUCUUGUGCUUGCCAGCUGGUAGCCCAGACUGUUUCCUCAGGCCUCCUGAUGUUGUCGCAGAGCCUAUCUGAGAUGUGCCCAACAAGACCAUGUGUGGAGUCACGUCUUCUCCUGCUUUGAACAGUGCUUCCUGUGGUGGGUGUCCUUUAUUCCCUGUAGCCUCUUGACUCAGUCUUUCGGAACCUCUCCAGUAACCUCAGAGAUGGGCAGUGUUGCUCAGAAGAUAGACACUUAUGUGGGAAGAGGGAAAUGUAGGUAAAUAUAUCUAUCCAAUGUCAAAGCCU
Molecule: messenger RNA, 2810 nt
Organism: Budorcas taxicolor (takin)
Lineage: Eukaryota; Metazoa; Chordata; Mammalia; Artiodactyla; Bovidae
Product: arpin
Exons: 10
Coding region: 77-1261 (394 amino acids)
Biological process (GO): intracellular protein transport; negative regulation of actin nucleation; Golgi to vacuole transport
Cellular component (GO): AP-3 adaptor complex; membrane coat
Source: RefSeq, a predicted model, not a curated record